UUAGUUGUAGCCUACUGAGGCAUGUUGGUUGCGAAUUGUAAGGAAUAUUUUAUAAUAUGGAAAGGAAUCACGCAAAAAUUAACUUUAUAUGGUAACAGCAGAUGAUUUACUGUCUAACUAGAAUUCAAAGCAGCUCAGAAUUUGUACAGAACAUUACGGUAUAACUGAGGCAUGUUGGUUGCGAAUUGUAAGGAAUAUUUUAUAAUAUGGAAAGGAAUCACGCAAAAAAUAACUUGAUAUGGUAACAGCAGAUGAUUUACCGUCUAACUAAAAUUCAAAGCAGCUCAGAAUUUGUACAGAACAUUAUCCCAUCACCGUACCCCUAACAGCCAGUCUGGAUUUCAUGAGCUUUUUGAACGAGAAAUCGGCCGUGCAAUCAGAAAUUUCUGCGUGCAAAUAAAAAUUUCUGGCGUGCGAUUAUAGCUCACGGCGUGCAAAACAACUGCGUCCGCGUGCAACUGACUUCGACAUUAGAUUCCCCUCAAUACAUCUGCGUAAAAUUAUCCGUAUUGGAUAAAAAAAUUUUGAGAGUGUUUGUGCGACUUUAGAUAUCGGUACUGUUCAGUGCAUCCGUGUAAAAUUAUUGUAUAAAAAAUACGCUGAAUCAUAGCCAUAACUGACCAGCGUCGGUGAGGAGGCGAUCUUUUCACCCAUAACUUUUCUUACAAGAUUCCUAUCAUCCAACACGAUAUGGUCUUUUUUGCUUCGCAUUUUUCGAUCAGGCCAAACUGUGCAACUGGUCGACAAUUAUGGAGUUCCUAUUCGUCGGCAUCUUUAUAUUACUGGAUUAUUGAUUUGAAAACCAUUUAAACCGAUUUUCAUUGGUGAGCAAUUGCAAAUUUUCUGCGUGCAAAUUUGAAUUCGCUCGUGUGUAUUUUUGCGGAGCGCUAGCGCUCUCGGGCGUGCACCCGCCAUGGAAUCCAGUCUGGCCUAACAGGUUGUAUAUACUUUGGCUUAGGAUGGAUAUUUAUUUUGCAUUUAUUUAUUCAUUUGAUAUAUUUUAAUUUGCAGUUGCAAUUCAUUUUUUCAUCCAGCUUGUUUACUUUAAAUUUGAUUCUUCCUCUGCACCAAACAAAUAUAUUAAUAUUGAGUCACAAAUUUCACGAAUAACUGUGGCACCGCAUACAGAGAUGGCAUUUUGAUUAAGGCCAGACACUGAAUCGGUCUAUCCUUCACAUUUUCUGCCUUAAUUUUUACUGUUACUACAAAUGUCUAAUUGAAAAGAAAACGGGCCGAGGUCGAGUUUGAUUCUAACUAAUCAUUGGAUAAUUUCAAUCGUCAUUCUCGCCAACAGAUUUUUGAAUGACGAUAUAACUUGAGUCAUAGCCACAUUGUUGUUAACAGUACAUUACAACAUUUAAUUUACCCAUUUAGCAUUUGCUAGUUUGACUCAAAUUUAAUGUUUCUGUCGAAGGCUCGAUCUUUAUUUUUUGAAUUGAAACCGGUUGUCGACUCCAGUAAUCCGAUUCUCUAUGAUUAGCAUUGUUUACAGAAUCAUUGUCACGUACUAACAGGGAUUUUCCUCCUGUUUGUUUUUGUUUACAACUGUUCACUAAGAGUUGGUUGGUUGUUGGUUAAUAAGAGCCAGAUUAUUCAGAAUAAAUUCCUCUAAAGCUGUAUUCGGAUUUGGGACAGUAUCUCCAGCCACAACCUCAGUGACCCUCAAAGCUGAGAGUUCUGCUUACCAUACCUAUAUCGUUUUGGGAUACAAAAUCUAGUUUAUCUGGCCAAUUCCUCAACUCCGUUUGGUGUUAAUACAAGAAAACAGAGGCAAACAUGAGUGAUUCUAAAGAAAAUACAUAUUUUAAAGAUUGUUUUGCCGAAUUUAAUGAAUACAGGAAAGCUGAUCUAUAUUGUGAUUUUACGAUCAAAGUUGGUUCGGAAAAAUUCAGAGUGCAUAAGAUUAUUUUGUCAACUGCAACUGAUUAUUUUAAGUUAAUGUUUCGGCAUGAGACUGUUGAGACUCUGUCAGGAGAAGUUGAUAUCCAAGGCUUCAGUGCGGAUACUAUUAAGAAAGUUAUCGAGUAUAUCUAUACUUCCAAAUUCCCCAUUGAUGAGACAUCUGAUGUCGCGUCAUACAUGCAGGCUUCACAUUUCUUACUACUACCAAAAUUAUGUGGUAUUGUCACUGAAUAUCUGGAACAGAAUUUGGGUCCCAAAUCUUACUUCAUCACCAUAAAUAUCUCGAAGUUGUACGAUCUGAAACAACUCGAAGAGAAAUGUGAUAAAAUUGCUUCCAACAACUUUGCAAAAAUUGCAGAACUGGAUGAAUUCAAGAAAAUAAAUGAAAAACAGUUGGUGGGAAUGAUCAACGCCAAAGAAAACACGGCAACUGAAGAAGAAAAGUGCUUGGCUUUGAUGAAUUGGACAAAAUUUGAUGAGAAGAAACGUUCAAAGCAGUUUGUCAGAUCUUUCAAGCAACUGGAUUUGACUAAGAUGUCGCUUUCAAAUCGCAGAAAUCUUCUGGAGCAAGAUAGCCUGAUUGGUUCGAAUGCUGAAGUACUCAAGAUAAUAGCACUUUCGUUUUUCGGUAGUAAGACUGCUGCAUCAGAUUCUGAAGACGAUGCGUUAGUCGUUUUUGACGAAACCUCUUUCCAUCUCCAACAGUUCAAUCCAAGGUCAAAUGAAUGGAAGCAAAUGCAGAAAAUGAAUGAAGACAUGGAGUCAGUAUACCUCUCUGCUAUUGCACUGAAUCAGCAUAUUUACGCCUUAGUUGGAGGAACCUCAUUCUAUCGACUCAGAUAUGUCGAUGUUAAUGCUACAUGGGAGGAAUUGAAGAGUCCGUUGGAAGAUCAUGGCUAUUACCCACCAAUGACUUUGGUUGAUGGUGAGAUCUGGAUUGUUGGUGGAUGUGGUCUAUCUAGCACAACAACAGUGGAAAAAUAUGAUUCUCUGAGAAACCAGUGGACAAAGAUGAUGAGCAAGAAUGUUGAAUCUAAUGGUCCUGCAGUCAUUUGCAUGCAAGGAAGCAUUUAUAGUUUGGGAGGACAUAAAGGAUCAAGUGCAACCAACAGAGCAGAAUGCUUCAAUAUAAAUACGUCAACAUGGACUUUCUUUUCACCAAUGCUGAGUGCAAGAGGUGAACCUGCGGCUGUGGAAUUUCAGGAUCGACUUUAUGUGCUUGGUGGAUGCAAUGGGGGGCAGGUUCUGAAAACUGUUGAAACAUACGAUCCAUCAUCCAAUUCCUGGACCAUGUUUGCACCGAUGAUAUCGGCUGGAUUUCGCUUCAGAAGCUUUGUUUUCAACGGGAACAUUUAUGCAGUUGGUGGAUAUUAUAAUUCAAGCCAAACCAUGGAGAAAUACAAUUCUGAAAAGAAAACUUGGGUGAUGGUUGACAUUCCCGAAGAUAUGAACCUUAAUAUAGGGGACUCAGUGAAAAUAAAUGUCAUAUGAAUAUUCGCACCCAACAUAUUGACUUUCGAACGUUCCACAGCUUCUAAUUAUUUUAUUCCCAUUUAUCGGGGCACUUGAUUUUUAUAUUUUGUAUUUUGCAAAUCAAUCAAAUAUUCUUUCUGUUCAAAUUGUAAUUUGAACUCAGUCCCUGUAUAUCGCAAAAACCCUUCCUCUCCCCGUACUGCCAACAUUUUUAUAUCAACUCAUAUUAAUUUGUGUGUGAUCAAAUUAGGAUAGGAUUUACAUAUUUAUCUCGGGGGAGAGGAAAGCAAUAAGACUGCUCAACCAUAUGGCUUAGCACGGCCUCUUGUCCAGUUAUCAUUCUAUGUCGGUUAUGGGAUUAGUUAGUUAUUUGUUUUUGGAAGCAUGGACUUGAUAAUAGAGGAAGCUAUAAAUGACCAAUGGCUACGUGAACCACCCUACGACGGCAAGAAAUUCAGCAAUUCUCUCACACAUAACCAUUCCCACAUGGGAUUCGAAUCUGCGAACCCACGCAGAGUAAUCAGAGGUGCGGUGGCGAGCGUAUUCCUAACGCUUAGCAUGAUGAGCCACACCGCUGCGCCAAAUUAGAGCCCUGAAUAUUGUGAAAAGCCUUGCUUCCCAGCAUUUAAACUCACUACGGCAAAGUUCCCAACCCUGAAAAUUUUGUAGGUCUUGGGAAGGAAUUUUGCCUUGCACUUGCUGCGGAAUUAUACCAUUCUUGAGGUUUGUUCAUUACUAUAAUACCACAUUGUAAACUACUUGAUUUGUACAAAAGCUAGAGUGCGAUUUGCCAUAACAAUUUCUACUGAGCUAAGGGUCCAUUGAAUAUUGAAUUUAAUGAAAAAGGUUGGGAACCACUGCACUAUGGGGAGGACUACUUGGGGAUUAGUUUGAAAUAUUCUACUGUUAGGCUCCAUUAUUAAGUACUGGGAUAAAUAUAAAAUCCUAUUUUACAUUCAUUGAUUUUUUAAAGUACUUCCUGAAACCCUUUAAUUCAGUUUGCAAAAAGGAAGUUUUUAUUUCUGAUUUUUGUGUCCACUGUUUGUUAAAUUUCUUGUGUAUAUUCUGUUUCCUCAUACAAUAACAAUAUAUCAUAUUAGAGGGAGUUACUAGUUGAUUUGGAAGAGGCUUUCUAGUUCGACAUGAACUGAACUCCAAUUAGGGCGGUUAUUGACGAACUAGAUUGAAUGCAUCAGGAUAAAAAAAAAUU
Styela clava is the source of this 4585-nucleotide messenger RNA. NCBI's taxonomy places the organism in Eukaryota, Metazoa, Chordata, Ascidiacea, Stolidobranchia, Styelidae. The record is from RefSeq and is a predicted model, not a curated record.